This is a messenger RNA of Poecilia latipinna (sailfin molly), 946 nucleotides long. It is a transcript of the gene ppp3r1a, whose product is annotated as protein phosphatase 3, regulatory subunit B, alpha a. The transcript has 6 exons. The record is from RefSeq and is a predicted model, not a curated record. Bases 284 to 796 code for a protein of 170 amino acids. Lineage: Eukaryota; Metazoa; Chordata; Actinopteri; Cyprinodontiformes; Poeciliidae. Gene Ontology annotation, molecular function: calcium ion binding.
CCACCGCCUGCUUGUCAAACCGAACCUCCUCCUCCGCUUACUGUCCCCUCCCAGCGGCUCUCACUCCCUUCGCCACUGCAGUGAAAGCCUCGGUUACUGAGAGAGACGGCGAGGAGAGUCUGAAAGCUGGGUACAAAUCCAGGACCAGACCUCUGAAGAGGCACUACUACCGUGUUGGGUUUUUUUUUUUGUAUCGUUCCGCUCAGCUCGGCGGCCCGCUGACUCUUCCUGUUUCACCUCUUUUCCGUUCUCAUCGCCUGGAUUUCAUCAUCCGACCCGCAAGAUGGGAAAUGAAGCCAGUUACCCCCUGGAGAUGUGCUCACACUUCGAUGCUGAUGAGAUUAAGAGGCUAGGGAAGAGGUUUAAGAAACUCGACCUAGAUAACUCGGGCUCGCUCAGCGUGGAGGAAUUCAUGUCUCUGCCGGAGCUGCAACAGAACCCGCUGGUGCAGAGGGUUAUCGACAUAUUCGACACGGACGGGAACGGAGAGGUGGACUUUAAAGAGUUUAUUGAAGGAGUCUCACAGUUCAGCGUCAAGGGAGACAAAGAACAGAAACUCCGAUUCGCUUUCAGGAUUUACGACAUGGACAAGGACGGCUACAUCUCCAACGGCGAGCUCUUCCAGGUUCUGAAGAUGAUGGUGGGCAACAACUUGAAGGACACGCAGCUGCAGCAGAUCGUGGACAAGACCAUUAUAAACGCAGACAAGGACGGAGACGGCAGGAUAUCCUUCGAAGAGUUCUGUGCAGUGGUCGGAGGCCUCGAUAUACACAAAAAGAUGGUGGUGGACGUGUGAGCGCCCUCCGCUUGCUGAAUCCCCCUCCUCGCCCUCAACACUCGCUUUUCUCCACCAUCUCCGAAGAUCUGCUCAAAGACGUCUGGCAAAACGCUCUCUGUGUAACUCAAUGGAAGUAUUCUCUCUUUAUGUCUAUCUUUCUGUGAAGCC